UCGGACAAGUCUCCGUCUUUCCAAACGGCCACUUUCUUUCCCCUUCCGCGCAUCCGCACGACAAAUAUCCUCCUCCUGAGUCUUGCCUCGGCGUGGUCGCGGGCGGAGAUCCGGGAGCGGGAGAGAUGGCCAAGGGCGGCGGCGGCGGAGCGGCGCUGCUCCCGGUUUCCGCGGACGCGGGGAAGGGGGACGGCGAGCCCGAGCUCUUCAAGGGCUCCGCCAUGACCCGACGCGGCGCGGUCGCCGCGCUCUCCUACAUGUCCUGCUCCGUUUUGCUGGUGAUGUUUAAUAAGGCAGCUCUAUCUUCUUAUAAGUUCCCUUGCGCGAACGUCAUUACACUCCUUCAGAUGGUGUGCUCAACAUGCCUACUUUAUGUUCUGAGACGGUUAAAGAUUAUUUCCUUCACAAAUAGUGAACCAUCAGUGCCUUCUGAUUCACUAUUCUUCGUGCCGUUCAGAAUAUUGUUGCGUACUUCACCUCUUUCAUUGUCUUACUUACUCUACAUGCUAGCUUCAAUGGAAUCUGUGCGUGGAGUAAAUGUUCCUAUGUAUACAACUCUAAGGCGCACAACAGUAGCAUUUACAAUGAUCAUGGAGUAUUUCUUGGCAAAGCAGAAGCACACCCCACCUAUAAUCGGCAGUGUGGCCUUGAUUGUAUUUGGAGCGUUUAUCGCUGGUGCUCGAGACUUAUCGUUUGAUGCUCGUGGGUAUGCCAUUGUCUUCGUCGCCAAUAUAACUACAGCUGUUUAUCUUGCAACGAUAAAUCGUAUUGGAAAAUCUAGUGGCCUGAAUAGCUUUGGCCUGAUGUGGUGCAAUGGACUUGUUUGUGGACCUUGUGUACUGUUCUUGACGUAUAUUCAGGGUGACCUCAAGCGGACUGUUGAAUUUCCGUACCUUUAUUCUCCAGGGUUCCAGGUGGUGUUGCUAUUUUCAUGUAUGCUAGCGUUUCUUCUAAACUACACCAUCUUCUGGAACACAAUCCUGAAUUCUGCACUCACACAAUCAAUGUGUGGCAAUUUGAAGGAUUUCUUUACUGUUGGACUUGGCUGGGCAUUAUUUGGUGGGCUUCCUUUUGAUCUGCUUAAUGUCAUUGGCCAAGGGCUUGGAUUCUUUGGCUCUGGCAUGUACGCCUACUGCAAGAUCAAAGGAAAGUAGAUAUUAACGUCCACCAGAUCAAAGUGAAGUAGAUACUGAUAUUGGCAGUAUGGCUUAACCGAAGUAGUGUUCAUCAUGCUGUUUGCUCCCUGCCUAUGGGAGAGAAAUUUUGUAGGUUUUCAUGUGUGUGCAUUUAUGGACUCCAGUUGUCCUGGGUAGAACAUGAAUGAACAGCCAUUAAUUGGCCAAGGAAAUAGAAUACAACAAGAUUUCAGCA
Lolium rigidum is the source of this 1371-nucleotide messenger RNA. RefSeq names its product UDP-N-acetylglucosamine transporter UGNT1-like. Gene Ontology annotation, cellular component: Golgi apparatus. The coding region runs from base 126 to 1154 and encodes 342 amino acids. The record is from RefSeq and is a predicted model, not a curated record. The transcript has 10 exons. Gene Ontology annotation, molecular function: antiporter activity; GDP-fucose transmembrane transporter activity. NCBI's taxonomy places the organism in Eukaryota, Viridiplantae, Streptophyta, Magnoliopsida, Poales, Poaceae.